This is a messenger RNA of Symbiodinium sp. CCMP2592, 5850 nucleotides long. The record is from the annotation of a GenBank genome assembly. Lineage: Eukaryota; Dinophyceae; Suessiales; Symbiodiniaceae.
AUGGCGCUGGAAGAUAUCGUGUACGUCAUUUGUGACAGCCAGAAGGGCCCAGUUUCCCUUUGUGGGUGGAUAGUCGGGCUGCCGGGCGCAGACGCUGUGAUCGGGACUUCAGUGAAGGCCACCAUUGGCCUGCCGCAAACUGCUAAAGGGAAGCAGGGUGAGCACGAGGUCUCCUUUGUGCGUGUGCCGUUAGCUGCCGUGACUGAGCAAGCACCCGUGGGAUGGACCGGGCUUCGCCCCAAGGAUCUGCCUCCUUUGAGGCCCUGCCAGGCCGCGUGGAAGGCCGUCGAAAAAGGCGGGGCAGAGCUGGAGAGCAUUCUAGCUCCGGGGCAGACGGCCAAGAGCCGCAGCUCCCGGGAAUCGCGGGAAGAAGGAGGAGAUCUGGACAUGCGAAAAAUGAUUCGCAAAGGUCUGGCCGAGGGCCAGAGCCCCAACGAGCUGAUGCCCUUGAUGUUGAUGACUCUCGCUUUGGAGAAAGGCGAGGGCCGCCGGAAGAAGAAAGGCAAGGAAGCAGGUCGAGAUCUCAACCUGCUUGGUUUUUCGGACUCCGACGACAGCGACGAGGAGGCUGGGCACUUGGGGAAGGGCAUGCAGGCUGUGGCCACGCUCCACCGAUUGCACGAGUGCAUCAGGAAGCGGCCCAGGCGAAUCAUCCAGCAGUUCGAGGCCGAGGUUGUGAGAGAGCUCGGCGUGACGGCCGGCCAGCCAUGGACCCUCAACGACUGGGUCAAGCGCCAGAGCUGGGGCAAGUUCAAGGGAUUGCAGAGGGCUGCCGUUCAGGACGUCGAGGUCUACGAGUUGCUCCGCAACGGGGAGUCGGCCGCCGCGGCGGCACAAGUGAUCCAGAACUUGAAAAGCAAGGUCCAAUGUGUGCUGCAGGGGGGCGACUGGCAGACGGCCUGGCUCCUUGCGGGCCUCGAGGAUCCCUUGACCAAGAAGGAGUUCGCCGGCUCGAAGCAGGAGAUGGCGAUCAUCUCUUCUUAUGUGAAGGCGCUGGCCGACCUCAAGAAGAAGGUCCGCGAAGGGCACUCGGCCGGGAGCGCAGCCGACGAGGACGGGGACGGCAUGGCAGCCGCCCCGCGCAAUUUCCUGCUGGAGCGGUCCGGCGACAAUGUACCACUCUUUCCAUGUGCCUUGCCCUUCCCCGAAGUGGUGGUGGCAGCGAGCUUCCCGUCGGAUGAGUCAGGGAUUUUGUCAUGGUGGUCCCGGGCCUUCGUGAAUACGUUUGUGGCCUGGGGCAACUUCGUGACCUUGGGGUGUCCGGCGGAGGGCGCAAGUGCAUAUGAGCCGCGAGUGAGCUACAGAUGUGCGGCGGAAGCCCGGGCUUUCGCUCUUGAGCUCCUUGGCGAGGUGGAGGAAUUUGCUACUUUGGACUUGGUUCUGGGUCGUCUUGGGUGCUCCGGAAAGAGGGGUUGUAUAGAUGAGCUUCUCAGGCAAGUCCGCUGUACAGGCGGUGCAUGUUAUGCGGGGACGGCCCAGGGAAAGGUUUCGACCGCUUUGCCGGUGGUCGCCUCGCGGGUGGCUCUGCCUCCUAAGGCAGGGUUGGUGGAUCCAUGUAAGUGGUUGCCGCCCGAACGUGCGGCAAUUCUGCAGGACUUGGCUGGCCUCAAGAAGGCAGAGGAGGCCUGGGGUGAUGUGCCCGUGGCCUGCCACCGGGUGGAGCCGAGCGAAGAGGACGAGCUGGUGCGCAGGCUAGUUCGGCAUGGCAUGGCGCUCCCGUUCCUGGAGGACGCUCUUCCUCGCGAUCGUGAAGGGCGGCUGCUGGUGGGAGGUUUGUUUGGGGUCGCUAAGAACGAAGCCGAAGACAGACUGAUCUUUGACAGGCGGCCGGAGAAUGCGACCAUGGAGAAGCUGCCAUGGGCCAAGCUCCCGAGCGGGGCCUGCUUCACGAGGUUGCUGCUCAAACCCACUGAGUACUUGAGGGGGUCUGGGGAUGACUUGCGGAAUUAUUAUUAUACUUUGCGUCUCCCAGACAACUGGAUUAAGCACAACGCUGUGGGACGGCGGCUUUCGGCACAGGUUCGGCGAGAACUCGGCCUUCUACCUCAUCGGGAGUACAGGCUGUGCUUCAGGGUGCUAGCUAUGGGCGACGUCAACGGGUGUGAUAUAGCGCAGGCUGUGCACGAGUCGGUGUUGCAGAGGUGGGGCUUGCUCGGGGCCGAUUGUACUUUGGUCUAUGGCGAGCCGGUUCCACGCGGCCCGUCCUGGCAGGGGGUGUACAUAGACGACCUCCUGAUUUGCCAGAGGUGCUCGUUCGGUCGGCCGGUGCCAUUGGAUGGGAGCUUCCUGCCACCACCCCCUUUGCCACAGGAUGAGGACGUGCAGAAGGUGGCGGCGGCCGAGCAGGCGUACGAGGAGGCGGGCUUGCAGCGUGCCAUCCACAAGGAGUUUUGGUACCAAUGUGCUUUCAAGGCGUGGGGUGCUGAAGUCGACGGCGUGGCCGGCAAGGUCGGAGCGCCCAAGGAUGUGCGCAGGCAGGUCUGGAUGCUCUUGUUCAAGAUUGUGUCGGGCGGCUGGGCUAGUGGAGAUGUUCUUCGGCAGGUGCUGGGCUAUUUGGCCUAUAUCUUCCAAUACCGUCGGGAGCUUUAUGCAUUGCACCAUCGGAUGUAUAAGUUCGUGGAUGGUAUGCCUCCGGACAGGUGGGUCAAGCUACCGAAUUACGUGCUGGACGAGUUGCGGUCGUGUGCUCUGCAUCUGCCUUUUGCUGUGUCUUCCAUGCGCCGCCGAGUGUCGAGCACCUUGCUGGCGACAGACGCGACUCCGACCUCAGGUGGGGCUGUGGUCACGGAGGCCCCCGAGGCCCUGGCCGAAGAGCUCUGGAGGCAGAGCGAGGUUAAAGGCGAGGCCGUGCGCAUUGACCGGGAGCUGGAGAGCGUACUUAGCGACAGUGUUCCAAAGGUGCCCUCGGUUUUCGCCAGCACGGUCGGCGAGUGUCUGCCUUGGCGAGUGGUUGCGUCCUACAGUUUUCGGGAGACCUCCCACGUCAACUUGCAGGAACUUCGUGCUUGGCGCCGGGAGAUGUGCCGCAUUGCAGCCAGUGGGGGACACAGGAAUUGCAUCAUUGUGGCACUGAAUGACUCUCGUGUUGUGGUGGGUGCCGUUGCCAAGGGGAGAUCGUCGAGUGUCCGGCUGAACAACCUGCUGAGGGGCGCCCUGCCUCACUUGAUCCUGGGGGGAGUCUCAGGGGCUGUCCUGUGGAUUGAGACGGCGGCCAACCCUGCUGAUCACCCGUCCAGGUUAAUUCCGGCCGCUACCUGCUCCUCGCGCUCCUCCAGGCUGGCGAGUUUGCGGCUCCGUGGGUGCGAGGUCUGCUCGGGAGAUGCGAUCGUCACCCAGGCGCACAAGGACCUCAACCUAGAGAUGGGUCCUCCUCUGGAUCUGUUGCAGGAUGGCGCCGGGCAGACUCGAGUCGCGGAGCUGCACAUUGAUGUGGGCCACCCCGGCGGGACCAUUCCCAGAGUUGCUGAGGCGACCGAGCUGUGGCAGUGUUGUCUGGACCUGGCUUGGGCCGUCUUGCAGGCUGGUGGCUACUUCUUCCUGGUGCAUCCACGGCGCAGUCGAGCCUGGGGCUUGGCUGCCACAGAAAGCCUCUUGCACGUCGAGGGUGUACGCUUACUUAAAGUAGACGGGUGCGCUUUUGGCCAGCAUCCUGACCGUGCCGUGCCCAAGCUACCACUGCGAGUUCUGACGAAUGCACCUUGGGCCCAAGCCCUUGAGAAGGAGUGCCCGGGGACCCAUGUGCAUUGUGAGUGGCACCCUCGUUUUCAGACGGAAGUGAUUCGGGAGUUGGGCCGUGCGGUGGCGGAUGCCCUCGUACGAGACACGCCGCCGCCCACGAUUGAUAGGGUCCUUGAGAAGUGCAUCGACGAAGCAUACCGCAGGGGGGAGAAGCUCUACUUUGUCAGGCUCGGGCUGAUUGGGCUCCAACGUGCCUGGCACUUAUCGGGCCCGCUGCUUAGACGAUCUUGGGCUGCUAUCAGAGGCUGGCGAGUGCUUCAACCAGUGAGAUCCAGGAUACCCAUGUCCCGAUCGGUCUUGCGAGCGCUACUCAUUACCUUGCUGGCCACAGGUAACUCCACGGAGGGCUUUGCGAGGGAGUGCUAUUGGGGAGCCAUGUUGGCUUCGUGGCUCAGCUUCGAGGCCCUACUUAGGCCGGGCGAGACCGCGGCUCUGAGGAUCUUGGACCUCACCUUCCCAGAUGGCUGUGCUGAGGAGCUGGAGGCCGGGGGCCUCGUGAUUACCAUCCGGAAGCCAGACUCGGCGACUGAUCUAAGCUUGAUCAGGUGGCUACGCUGGUGGACGGCAGGCCCUGAUGGCAUUUUGUUCAGAGUGGCCCGGCGACAAUGGAGCCGCCUCUUUGCCGAAGGCUUGGGCCGUCUUCACCUGGGCAACCGAGGCUUCACACUCAGCAGCCUCCGUUUUGGAGGUGCCACGUGGCAUUUUCGGGUCUACGAGAAUCUGCCGAAGUUACAGUACAUGGGCCGGUGGUCACGUCCAGACACUCUUAAGUACUAUUUGCACGAGGCUAUGACCAUUAAAGUGGAUGCGGAAGCUAAGCCCGAAUCCAAGGAUGCCGUGCAUUUGGCUUUGCAGCAUGCGGACAAGCUUGAGCUACCACCCCGGAUGUCCUCUCGACUUUCGCGAGCCUUGCGGGAGCUAGCGGCUGCUCUUGAGGAGGCUUUUUCCUCGACUACUUCCACUUCGACGGUGCAGCAGCGGGCCACGGGCCCGACCGCCAGAGCUCAAGGCGGUCCAGGAAGCUCCACGUGCCCGGCCGGGCCCCUCGGAGCCCACUCCAGCUGCACAGGGUGCAGUGACCGGCUCGGCGGUAGCAUACCGCCAAGAUUGGCGCAUCUACCUCGUCCUGGCGAAUCCAAGGCAGCCACACCGCGUGGGACUAGUGCAAGACCGGGUGCAGACACAUGGCGGAGGUUGGAGAAGUCGCUCCCAAAACGGGCGGUUAUCCGGCUCAGCCGUACGGCUCCGGCGCGUGGAGAGCUUAGCUCACGCCCAGCGCCUCUGGCACGAAGCACACCCCGAACUGGUGAUGCCUCUACUGGAGAUUUGAAGGGCGCGACGGAGGCGCUCAUGUCGGCAGUGGGCUCAGCCGCGGAUCGGCUGGGUGCGGUGGAGGUGGAUGGUGGUCGCACGGCGGAGGAGAUCCUGGGCGACGAAGCUUCACGGGCCUCGGCGGCGCGGUGGCGCUCGGGAAGCUUGCAGCGCAAACUGACGGCGGCCUUGGCGAGGUUGGUUACGUCGGUUCAGCAGUGGACUCCUUUGGCUACGCCUCCGGGGCCAAGUUCGAGACCUUUGGCUCCAGUCCAACCGCUACCCCUACGAACUACCACCGCAACCGGGAGUGCGCCUACUGGCUCACUGCCGUUUGGUUGGAGGUGGUCCGGCCUUCGCUUUGCUGGCCACGGACCUGGCGUUGGAAAACACUGGCGCUGCUUGGGGUGCCUGUUUCCUCGGGUCGUUGCUCUGCUCCUGGCGUUGCUCUUUCGCCUCUUCAUUCGUGGAUGCCUCGCCUUAGCCAGCCACGUGCUACGGGAGCUAUGCACGCAGACUUUGGCUUUGGCAGGGGAGCUGGAAAGCUUCAUCGUGGAGUGGCUCACCCUGCUGCUCGGCAUGCAGACGACGACCCCGGCACAGCUGACUCGGCCUUUUCAGGCCCCUCCAAACGACCAUGGUUCCUACAGUUACCAAGGCGAUGGCAACAAUUUUGCGGGAGCCACUACCCAAGUUGCCCUCCCUGCCCGGCCCCUCGACUUCGUCACUUGGGUGCUCCUCGCCUACAAUAUCUACCAGCAGCGCCAGCAGGGUGGGGUGGGGAUUCAACGAGGAGUAUGA